AUGGAUGGUCCUUUAGAACAUAGUGAUUCUGACUCAGGAGAAAGCUGGACUUUACUUGAGCCUACUACGAGUCUUGCCGAAGAUACUCUGGAACUAAUAGAUCGUCCAAUAAAAAUUGAAAAAGAAAAAGUGGAAAGUCAUGAUAAAGAUGAAGACACAGAUGGUAUAUCCAUUAUAAGUGACAGCGAUCCCGACUCGGUUGCUCCUUGCCAGAUGCAUUUUGAAACUUUGUAUGAAGAAGAUCAGGAACCAAAGACCCACUGCCCUCUGAAUUUAUCAUUUCCUGAACAUGACGAUGAACAUAUCAGAAACGAUGAUUUUCUAGGAAUGGAUACUGGAAAGCAUAAAACCUAUGUACACAGAAGAAACAAGAGAUUGAGCACGGUUUUGAACAUAAUAGUUCUCGGCAGUGUAAUUACAGCAGCAGGAGUAGCCAUCGGUCACAUGUGGGGAGCCAAAACUGACUGCUUGAUGAAUUCAACACCAAAUGUCAAUAACAUUUUGUCCAGUCUGUAUAAAUUACAAGAGGAAAAUGCCUAUUUACGGAGCAAACUUAAAGAAUUGACAGCCAAUCAAAAUUUCCAAUUCAAAGGGUCUAAAAAUAACAGAUGUGCAAAAGUAUUUGAAGAAUCUUUAAGUUACGAAAAAAAUUAUAAACCGACGAGAUGUGUUGAUGAUUAUACAGAAUUUCCUUUAAAAGUACAGAAUAACAAUAAUAAAUUUAACGAACCUGGCUCGGAAAAGGAGUUCAAAGGGAAUAUUGAUAAAUUGAAAAAUAUUUAUCUGGAAAAUAAGCAUUGGUUGGAUGACGAAAUAGCCUUGAGACUUCAACAGGAAGAACAAUCUCUUAAGAGAAUGAGGCACAGUCGUCAAGCAACUAAAUAUAAAAAAAAUUAUGAAGACAAAGAACCACAGGAACAGGUAAAGACAGAAAAUAAUGAAAACAUUUUCAAAGGACCCAAUGAACAAAAUGAAUCUACUGUUAGAUUUGACACACCAAAAAUUAUUAGCUAUGCGGACUCACUGAAUGUUUCAAACAACACCGGAAAGAAAGAAAGCAACUUUAAAGUUAACACCAACACCUCAAAUUAUCCUAGAAGCAAAAGGAUUAAAAAGGAGAAGAUCAUCGAAAGUGGUUAUGAGAAUCCCAUUAGUGAGGAAGAAUUGGUCAAAGACACCAGAUAUAAUGGACCAAAAUAUAAGAGAGAAAGGAAAAAACACGACCGUCAGAAGAUAUACAAGAAGCAGAAGAGGAGGAAUAAAUAUGAACAGUGGGAAAUGAAGGAGGGAUUCAUGAAGGAUUACGACGAGCUCUCGGAAACAUCUCAAGACAAGGUGGCAGAUACUCAAGGCCACGAGAAAGUUGAAACCUUUGAUAAGAAAUGUGGAAGCAAUCAUUGUUACAAAGACAGUGAGACGAAAUUUGACAAGAAACAGAAGCAUAUUGAGAACAGAGAGGGACAUGUUAAGGAUUCUAGAUCAUAUCGUGCUGAGAUGAGGAGGCUGGAAGAGGAAUUAUUCGGUGAAGAAACAAACUCAGCCGGUUGGUACUUCCGCCGGAUGCAACGUAGGGAACAAUGCCGCGCCAAGGGUACCAACAACACCAACCAAAAGUUCUCCAAACGCAAUAUGAAUUAUAAAAUGAAACACUAA
Messenger RNA from Danaus chrysippus (African queen), 1653 nucleotides. The record is from the annotation of a GenBank genome assembly. NCBI's taxonomy places the organism in Eukaryota, Metazoa, Arthropoda, Insecta, Lepidoptera, Nymphalidae.